AUGACCAAUCAUCGUGAGUGGCUUACCGGAUUGAGGGAGUCUAGUGUACCCUACGUUCUGUUGGGCGAUGAAGGAAAACUGAGUGUGAAGGGGGAAGGAGAGUUGCUGCUCCAGGGAGAGUACGGGGAGCUGAAACUGGAGAAUGUGCUUUUAGUGGAGAAGCUGUCACUGAAUCUGAUCAGCCAAACUCAACUUGACAGCACGGGGUGCAAAACCUUCAGCGACAAGGGGAAGCUGUGGGUUUUCAAUGACGAUUGGAAGGUGGUUGCAGAAGGGAACAGAAAUCAGGGGUUGUAUGAAAUUAAGCUGAGGAAGAAGGGGCUGGAGGAUGAGAAUGCCACCUACCUGCCAUCACUCGAAGGGGACCUAGCUAGGGAGGAGUUGAAGGCUCGGCUUGGUGGCUUACCAGUGAAGGAGCUGCAGCAGGAAGCUUCAGCCAUGGUGGUUGGGAUGGAGAAGGUGGAAUUGGAGACCUUGCACAGGCGCAUGGGGCAUGCAAGCAUGGAUAGGGUCAAGGAGUUGGUAAAAAGGGGCAUGGUAAAAGGAAAGGUCACGAUCACCCGGGAUGUUGUCUUCUACGAGGAGGUGAACUACCUGCAGUGGAAGGGAAUAGAGAAAGAGAUUGCAGCAGCAGGGACAGCAACUGCACCGGACAAGGUGGAGGAUCUUUUGGAGGAAAAGGAGAGUGAGGGAGUUGGAGAUGAAGGAGAUGAGGAGCUUGAAGAUGUGGAACGGGCAGAUUCAGUCGAUUGGGUGUGGGAGAAGGUACCAACCAGUGAAGCGGAUGAAACCAAUGGAGUGGAGAUAGCAGGGGAGCAGCCAAGCAAUGAAGUAGCUGAGGGUGGCAAUGAUGAAGUGGCUGGAGAAGAGGGAGAUGAAGAAUCAGCAGCUGAAGGAGAUAGUGAUCCUUGGAAGCUCAUAGAUAGUGAAGACAGCAAUGUCAAGAUGAGAGAGAUAGCGGACCUGCUUAAGGAAGGUGCCAUCAUCAUUGGAAGGGAAGUGAAAUCUGGAGAUGAGAAUGAGAAGGCAAAGGAGGAUCUCAGUGGAGAUGAGGCUGAAUCACCUACAGAGGAGUUGGGGAAAGGAAAGAGGGUGAAGAAACCAAACCCUCGCUACUGA
Closterium sp. NIES-65 is the source of this 1119-nucleotide messenger RNA. NCBI's taxonomy places the organism in Eukaryota, Viridiplantae, Streptophyta, Zygnematophyceae, Desmidiales, Closteriaceae. The record is from the annotation of a GenBank genome assembly.